AUGGCAGCUAGAGUGUUUUCGACGAGCCUGAGUUGUCUUCCGAAGUUCAUCAGCGUCGAUGUGGUGAAGAGUGUGGAGAUAUCGCUGGAUGUAGAAAGUGCCAACCUGAAAGCUUUCGCCUGCAGUUGUGCGGCUGGUAAAGGAUUCUGCAAUCACACAGUUGCCAUCCUGUACCAGACCGCGCAUUAUUCACAGCUGGGUCUGCAGGCUGUUCCACCCCCACUGGCCUGCACAAGUGGCUUGCAAAGAUGGCACAGACCAAGAACACAGGGAAUCCAUCCUGAACCGGUUAGUGAGCUGUUGGUGCAAAAGCCCAAAACAGUUGGCAAGGAUGGUCUGAGGUCCACAUUGUACAAGGCAUAUACAGGACCACUGCCAGAUCCAUAUAUGAUGGCAUCUGGAAGCAAAUUAAGCCAGGUGCAGCCCCAACCUCUCAUGGCUGUUGUAUUGGAUGGGGUUUCUGAGAUAGAGUUGACGCCAUCUAAAUUUGGGUCUGUCCCUUGUGGAUCCCCCAUGUCCUAUCACUGUCCACCCAAGAAGUCCAGUGACCUCCUCCUACACCACAUGGCUCCAGAAUUUCCAUCCCUUCCUGUGAUGCAGCACACUUUUCCCAGGUUGCAUUUUGUCCCGACCUUGCAUCAGUUAAUGCAUCUCCAGUCUCUUGAAGUGUCACCGCAGCUGUCCUGCGAGAUAGCAAAAGAAACUCAGCAGCAAUCCAAAUGUCCUGCGUGGACACAGCUAUGGCGACCAAGGCUGACUGCUAGUCGUUUUAGGGAUGCUUGUUGUAGUAGGGCGUGUUGUGCAGAGCUGGAGUCUGCAGCUAUUCAGAUGAUCAGAGGCUCCACAAAGCAAACAGCUGCAAUGAAGCGUGGGCUACUAGUGGAGCCUGAAGCAAACUAUGCUGAACUGUUGCGAGUUAAUGUGUUACCAGCAGGAUUCGUCAUUCACCCUGACGCACCACAUCUCGGGACCAGUCCAGACGGUCGGGUGUAUGACCCUUCAGAGUCGCCUCCUUUUGGCCUGGUUGAAGUGAAAAGCAGCACAAAAACUGAUCCAUCUCAGGUUGCUCACCUCAAGGUGCAGGAAGGCCACGCCAGUCUGAGGCGUUCACAUAAGUACUACUGGCAGGUUUAGGGCCAACUGGCAAUCACAGGACUGACAAUGGUGUGACUUUGUUACCGAUACCCUAUCAACUUUAACUGUGGAAAGAAUUUGGCGUGAUGACUUAUUUAUAGCGGAAAUGAAAGAGCAAUUAGAUAUAUAUUAUUAUGGCACAUACAUGAAUGCAUACCUUGAAUUACACUAAUCUUGUCUUUACCAAUCAGUUUGUCUUACUCUUGAUGAUCUGUAAUGUUAUUUUUUAUUGUAAAUAUUUGAUGUUAAGAGUUGUUAUUAAUCAGUUGAUGUUACGCAUACCAAAAAAUUAAAUGAUGCACAAUUUUGACCAAAAUUGUUUUAUUUGUUCAUCUAUU
Molecule: messenger RNA, 1472 nt
Organism: Carassius carassius (crucian carp)
Lineage: Eukaryota; Metazoa; Chordata; Actinopteri; Cypriniformes; Cyprinidae
Exons: 4
Coding region: 1-1134 (377 amino acids)
Molecular function (GO): zinc ion binding
Source: RefSeq, a predicted model, not a curated record